AUGUCGAUUUUCAUUUUCGUUGAGCACGUGUGGGGAUCCUGUCAAAUUCCGCGUUGGUUUUGGAAGAAAAGUGAGCGACAUGUAUUUAGCAUGGCUGACGCUGCGACCGAAUCUGCUCCAGCUCCGGCUGAUACUGCUGCUGCUCCUACCGAAGCUGCUCAACCUCCAGUUGAAUCCAUGGAAACUGGUGAUGCUCCACCAGCUACUGGCGCUGCCACCACAGAGGAAGCUGCUCCUCCAGCUCCUGCAGCUGCUACUCCAGCUCAGCCAACACCGUCUGCGGCUCCUGUGGCUAGUGCAACUGCUCCAGCUGCUUCAGCGGCUCCUGCCGCUCCAGCAGCACCCACCCAGCCUCGAUCUGCUCCGGCUAUCCCCACUCGACAAUACCUCGAUCAAACCGUUGUGCCGAUUCUGUUGCAGGCUUUGGGAGCGCUCGCAAAGGAACGACCUGAAAAUCCAAUUGACUUCUUGAUCAACUUUCUCAUCAAAGAAAAGGAGCGCUAUCAGCCAUCGACAGAAAAUGUUUCGUAA
Molecule: messenger RNA, 531 nt
Organism: Necator americanus (New World hookworm)
Lineage: Eukaryota; Metazoa; Nematoda; Chromadorea; Rhabditida; Ancylostomatidae
Exons: 6
Coding region: 1-531 (176 amino acids)
Source: RefSeq, a predicted model, not a curated record